AUGUGCAUCUUCUGCGAAAAGGCCAAGAGCGAACUGGAUGGAAAUUUAACUGCCGCACAGAAGCGAGAGAUCGAGUCCUGCGUCGACUUGCAGGAACGGCGCAUUCGGGCCACCAUCCUCACUGGCUUCCUCGGAGCAGGGAAGACUACCUUCCUGAAUUUCGUGCUGAAAAGUCUCGGGCAUGGACGGCGCAUUGCAGUUGUUCAGAACGAGUUCGGCAAGGUCCCAAUCGAUGACCAACUCAUGCUGCUUGAGAAGUCUGCCGCAGAGACCAUCGUGAUGCCCAACGGCUGCCUUUGCUGCCGAGUUCGUGGAGACCUGGUCGAUGCUCUGAGGCGCCUCGCUGAUGCUCCGGAGACUUUGGCCGCCGAGGCGUCGGGCGGCCAAAAACUGGACUCUCUGCUUAUCGAGUGCUCUGGCCUCUCGGAGGUGCUGCCGGUGGCCCAGACCUUUUUCUCAGACCCCUUCGUGCAGGCAUCUUUCAAGCUUGACAGCGUGGUCUGUGUUUGUGAUGCAGCCAGCUUUGACCAGCUCGAGGGCGGCGUUGCCUCCGAGGGUGCCGCUGGCGCAGAUGUGGCGCAGCUCCUCAGAGAGCAGCUUGCCAUCAGCGACGUCUGUUUGCUGAACAAGUGCGACCUCGUGGAUUCGGCUCAGAGGGACCAGGUGUCCUCUCGCAUUCGCGAGGUGAACCCGGCCGUGCGGGUGGUCCCCUGCCGACAUGGCAAGGUGAAUUUGGCGCAGGUCCUGCAGGUGAACUCUUUCUCACUCGACGGGGCGAUCUCGCUGGAUGCGCACUUCCUGACGUCGGAUGCCGACCAUGGGGACGGCCAUGGAGAAGGUCACGAUCAUGGACACGGGCGUGAGGAGCACCCCCACGCUCACAGCGCCAUGAGCAGCCUAGGCCUUGAAAUAGCGGAGGCCAUCGAACGCUCGGCUCUCGAGGACUGGCUCCGGAGCGUCGUGGAGCGCUUGGGGCAGGAUCUGAUUCGUCUGAAGGGCGUCCUACGCCAACACGGAGAGGCAAGCUGCCUCGUGGUGCAAGGUGUAGGCGGGCACAUUGACGUCUCCGAUGCGUCCGACCUGCAACCCGCCACCAGUCGCCUGGUGAUCAUUGGCCGCGUGUCGGACUGGGGUCUGCGCAAGGAGCUCCAAGACGGAUUCCUUGCACUGGGCGCCGCGAGCGCCAAGCAGGGGCCCGGGUCAAGGGCUUUCCAGCCUCCGGAUAGGAUGUCUGCGUCCAAACUGCGUGCAGAAGGUGGUUGA
Symbiodinium sp. CCMP2592 is the source of this 1263-nucleotide messenger RNA. The record is from the annotation of a GenBank genome assembly. NCBI's taxonomy places the organism in Eukaryota, Dinophyceae, Suessiales, Symbiodiniaceae.